UAUGUUCAUUCGCCUAUGCGUCUAACAUUUAUUAUUUUACUCAAAAUGAGCGUUUCCGUGGUAGAAACUAAAAUUUAUGGAGAUUACGACGUUCCUUUUAAUGGGAGUGACGGAUGGCCGGCAAAUUCGUCAGUUGUCUUGACUGAACAUCAUUGGUGGAUUCCACAGUUUGAAAUACCUUUUCUUAUUAUUGUUAUUUUACUCGGGAUUGUUGGCAAUAUAAGCAUAAUUGGAGCAAUUUUAUUGGAGAAAAAAUUAAAGUUUGCAGGAAACGCCUUCAUUGUUAAUCUAGCUGUUGCAGAUCUAGUUGUUACGUCCUAUGUUCUUCCUGGAGUACUUGCUAAUGUGAUUUCAAAUAAAAAUCUAUUUCCUCCGGCACUUUGUAGUUUUACCGCUGUUGUUCUAUCCGUCAGUUGCAUCGGAUCUAUGUACAGCUUGAUGUUUGUCGCAAUAAACAGAUACGUGGCUGUAGUUCACAAUAACAAAUACACGAAGAUAUUCAGCAAUAAGAAAAUCGCGGGAAUGAUAGCCGGACUUUGGAUUUGGUCUGUCAUAGUUACGAUACCACCAGCGUUUGGUUGGGGAGACUACAGAUAUCACAAGAAGAUUCACGUUUGCAUGUAUGAUUGCAAUGCGGAGAAAUUUCUCUCUUUUACUGUGUCAUACGUUUGCAUUUCAAUAAUCUUACCCUUCUUGGUGACGUGUUUUUGUUAUCGAGGUGUAUUCGUGGCGUUUAAUGAAAACAGAUCAAAUGUUCGCAGCAUGUCAGAAACUAAUACCACAACCACAACUACCAACGUAACAGUGGAUAAAACCAAACCUAAAACUAAAAAACUAACAGAACGACAAAUUCGUGAGCGUCGUCUUGUUAUAACAUUAUUGGCUGCAGUUUCCCUUUUCACUAUCUGCUGGCUGCCGUAUGCACUCAUCAUAUUGAUAAAUCAUCACGCUCCAGCAUUCUACAAACGCAGUGCUGCGUGGCUGGCUUUCACAAACAGUUCGAUGAAUAGUGUUCUGUAUGGUGUGUUGAAUCGUAACUUCAGAAAUGGAUACAAAAAAUUGUGGGGAACAUUAUUUUCGUGUUGUGGAUGUUGUGCGAAUCUUACUAAAAAACUAUUGUCAACGGCCAACAUUUCUUCAACUAACGGAACUACUGCGGCCACCAAGGAUCUGUCAAAUGAGAAAUCAUCAGCUCAGGGAUACACGAAUUUAACGAAUAUUUCUACAGCGAUGCAGCAUACAACGGAAAUCCGAAAAACUUCGAUUGAAUAAGCAUAUUUAAAGCGUUAAAUGAUGCACUGCACAAAAGGUGUUUGCACAAUAACAACAGCGUUCUAUUCCAACUUCGUUAUUUGGCGGUCCAACUAUUUAUUAUUCUGUGAAUAUAAAUCAAUAACACAAUCUAAAGAAUGGCACUGACGAACAGCAGGCCGGAUUUACCAACAGACAAAGCAGGUUGGAGCCGACGGACCUCAUGCUCAAACGGAAAUUCAAUUUUGAACUAACGUUUCUUUUUAACCUCCGUUUUUUUAAUUUAAAGACUUCAAAAGGGAAAUUUGCUUCCUUUAGUAAUCAGGGUAAUUAUUCUUGUUCCAAACAUUCAUGUUCAAAAGAUUGAAAAUAAAAAAUUAAAUACGAUCGAAUGAAUUCCGGUAUAUAUAUUUUUAUAAUAUUCAAGGAGAUUUUUAUCGUAAACCUGUUCAUUUUAAGGAAUGGAAUGCUUCGCAUGCGGUAAAGUAUCUCGUAGCACCCACGAUUUUCUGGUGUGCUUUGAUGUCUAACUUACAGCCUUCAGCUUUAUUUUUAAAAUUUCUUAUUAUAUAGCAACUUUGACAUUUGCAGCACCCUGAUAUUUUUAUUGUUUACAUAAACAUUAGUAUGUUUUUCAAUACAUUUUAAAUCAUAUUCUUCAUUUUAUUAUGCGUUUCGAAAUACGUGUUUAGAAAUACUGUUUAGAACAGGGGUCAUAAACAUUUAUAAAGCCGAGGGCUACUUCCUGGGUACCGAUAAGCUAAGGGCUCUCAGUGGGAUGCACAAUUUUUAAAAUCCAAUUUGCUCGAUCAAACUUUGACUAUUGCUAUUAAUGGUAUUUAGCAACUAGGAGACACUGAUGAUGUUAACAAUUAUUUAGCAAAAUUAUUAACGACUAUAACAACAUAGGGAACAAAUUAUUAUCAAUACCACCUGUAUUUUAGCUAGAUUUAUAACAGACCUGCGGGCGACUCAUGUGGUCCAUGUGGGCGACUUUGUGCCCACGGGAACCGCGUUGGUGCCCCCUAGUUUGGAACAUCCAGAUAGAAAGUUUCAAUUUUACAGAAAAAGGGAAUGGGUUGAUUGAAAAUAUAUACUGAUUUUAUUAUGACUGAAAAUUCUUUAUUACUUAUCGGUCUUAAGAUCGGUAAGUAUGUUGAUAGGUAAUUGUCAGUCUGUAUGUCUGUUUGUUUGUCUGUUAGAUGAACGCGAUAUCUCACGGGGGCGAGGUUGAAUCUGCUCCAA
Molecule: messenger RNA, 2496 nt
Organism: Styela clava
Lineage: Eukaryota; Metazoa; Chordata; Ascidiacea; Stolidobranchia; Styelidae
Product: melatonin receptor type 1A-like
Biological process (GO): G protein-coupled receptor signaling pathway
Cellular component (GO): membrane
Molecular function (GO): G protein-coupled receptor activity
Source: RefSeq, a predicted model, not a curated record